GUUGGAUCAGUGUGUGACAUUAAAAGUUAGAAAAUUGUGGAAAUGAGGGCUGUCGGCACGUUUUGGAUUGUAGCUUUUAGCCUUCUUGCCGUUUGGUAUUAUUCAGUUUGCUUGGCAAAGCCAAAAAUGCAUAACUUCAGAGUGACCAGAAUUGAGUGUGAGGAUCUAGAUCCAAGGGUGGUUUACAACUACACCUGUACAACUCGCAACAUUAGCCGCACCCUUAGGGCCCACAAUAUCAGAAUAACAUUCUAUCCGAAUAUGACGUUUAAUGAUAUGCACGUCCAAAUAAAUUACAACCACAAGGUGAACAAUGUUUACCGCAGAUCGCUCAUCAAUAUGGAGGAAGACUUUUGUGGAUUUUUGGCUGGAACUUCAAGAAGCGUAUUACUGAAGAAACUAUGGGCAUUUGUGAAGAGAAGUAGCAACUUGCCUGACUCUUGCCCGAUUGUUGGAUUUGUGAAUGUUACUGAUCUGGUUUUUGAAGAUACUUUCCUUCCAUCAGCGUUACCGGCGGGGGAAGCAAGGAUCGAUAUACAUGUUCGUAAUGGUACAAAGCGUAUUUCAAUGGUAAUGGCGAAGUUUUUCAUUGAAAUCAAACCCAAGGGUUUUUAA
Molecule: messenger RNA, 615 nt
Organism: Hermetia illucens (black soldier fly)
Lineage: Eukaryota; Metazoa; Arthropoda; Insecta; Diptera; Stratiomyidae
Exons: 4
Coding region: 43-615 (190 amino acids)
Source: RefSeq, a predicted model, not a curated record